AAAUCAAAAUUAAGAGGUGAAUAGUAUAUAAUAGAAACAAGCUUUGAUUAUGCUAAGCUACAAUGGCUUCUCUUUCUUUCUCUUUCGUUCCCAAAUCAUCACUACACCCGCAAAACAACCACCACCGCGCCACCACCACCGCUCUAAAGGUUUCAUCGCUUCUGAUAGACGAUGCCACCACCACCACUAAGCCACUCAAGACCACAACGCCGCCACCUUCCAUCAUCACUCGUACAGCCCCACCGCCACAACCAGCGAGGCCGCCGCCGUCUCUGGCAGCGGCGAUACUCAACUCAUGUGACCAAUUCAUCAAUAACUUCAUCGACCCUCCCCUCAAACCCUCCCUCGACCCCCGCCACGUUCUCUCCGGCAACUCCGCUCCGGUGGCCGAGCUGCCCCCCACCGCGUGCCAGGUGGUGGAGGGCGUCCUCCCACCAUGCCUCGACGGCGCCUACAUCCGCAACGGCCCCAACCCUCACUUCCUCCCCCGCGGCCCCUACCACCUCUACGACGGCGACGGCAUGCUCCACGCCGUCACAAUCUCCGGCGGGGAAGCCACCCUCUGCAGCCGCUACGUCGAGACGCACAAAUACAAACUCGAACGCGAGAUCGGAUUCCCCGUCGUGCCCAGCCUGUUCUCCUCCUUCAACGGCCUCCCCGCCGCCGUGGCGCGCGGGCUGGUCUUCGCUGCCCGUUUACUCACCAGGCAGGUUGACCUAACCAACGGCGUCGGCUCGGCCAACACCAGCGUGGCUCUUAUCGGCGCCAAACUCUACGCUUUAGGCGAAUCGGAUCUUCCCUACACAGUUAAGAUCGAUGGGAGAGGCGAAAUUCACACUCUCGGCCGCCACGAUUUUGGCGGCAAGCUCGCCGUUAGAAUGACGGCGCACCCCAAAAUAGAUCCGCGCACCGGCGAAGCAUUCGCCUUCCGCUAUAGCCCGCUGCCGCCGUUUGUCACUAUUUUCAGGAUUAAUGCGGAAGGAGAUAAACAGCCCGACCUGCCCAUCUUCUCCAUGAAAAGCCCUGCGCUCGUGCACGACUUCGCCAUUACGGAAACCUACGCCGUCUUCAGCGAAAUUCAGAUCGGAAUAAAUCCGUCGGCGAUUGUGGCGGGGGGCUCGCCGGUGCGGGCGGACCUGGGGAAAGUGCCGCGGAUCGGAUUGAUACCGCGAUACGCCGUGGAUGAGUCGGAAAUGAGGUGGUUUGAGGUGCCGGGGUUCAACCCUAUUCACGCGAUCAGCGCGUGGGAUGAGGACGGCGGUGAUGCGGUGGUGAUGGUGGCGGCGAACGUGUUGUCGGUGGAGCACAUGAUGGAGCGCAUGGAUCUGAUACACUCGUCGAUUGAGAAGGUCAGGAUUGAUCUCAAGACUGGGACGGUGGCGCGCCACCCGCUCUCCGCCGCGAAUUUGGAUUUCGGAGUGAUUAAUCCGGCGUAUGUGGCCAAGAAACACAGAUACAUUUAUGCAACAGUGGCGGAUCCAGCGCCAAAAGUAACAGGGUUAGUGAAGCUCGACAUGACGGUGUCGGAGAACGGCCGCCAAGACUGCGUGGUGGCGAGCCGGAUGUUUGGCUCCGGUUGCUUCGGCGGCGAACCAUUCUUCGUGGCCAGGCAGCAUAACAAUCUAAAUGCAGAUGAGGAUGAUGGCUAUAUAGUCACCAUUGUGCACGAUGAGAAUACGAAGGAAUCGAGAUUCAUAGUGAUGGACGCCACCUCCACCGAUCUCGACGUGGUCGCCGUCGUAAGGCUUCCUCGCCGCGUCCCUUAUGGCUUCCAUGGUCUUUUUGUUUCGAAAAGUGACCUUGAUAAGUUAUAAUCGACUCUCCGUGCACGUUAGGGGACUUAAUUUGUUGAAGUAUGACGUCUGAAAGUACUUGCAUGAGAUUCCGGCUUUUGAGCUUAUAUAUCCAAGUAUGAUCUUAAUGUUUUUAGGAUUAGAA
This is a messenger RNA of Salvia miltiorrhiza (redroot sage), 1938 nucleotides long. Its product is annotated as probable carotenoid cleavage dioxygenase 4, chloroplastic. NCBI's taxonomy places the organism in Eukaryota, Viridiplantae, Streptophyta, Magnoliopsida, Lamiales, Lamiaceae. The coding region runs from base 63 to 1814 and encodes 583 amino acids. Gene Ontology annotation, biological process: carotene catabolic process. Gene Ontology annotation, cellular component: chloroplast stroma. Gene Ontology annotation, molecular function: carotenoid dioxygenase activity. The transcript has 2 exons. The record is from RefSeq and is a predicted model, not a curated record.